AAGAUUUGUCAUGUAGGUGGAGUUAGUGUAGAUCAGGGGAGGGUGAGAAAAGAGGGCUCGAACAUGUGCGGUAAAGUAGUGAGGGCAGAGCUUCACUGGUCUAACAGAGAGUGAGAGAGAUAGAGCUUUGGAGGUUUUACAUAAAAUAGAGAGACUGGGCAAGCUGCUGAGGCCUGCACCACAGCGACAGAAAAAAGGAAGUGUGAUAAUCAGUCUGGGAAAUGACUGUGUAAACUAUUUGUUGUUGCUCCGCUCAGAGACCCUGCUGUUCCUAAACAGACAUGAAUGGUGAUGGCAGCAAACAGCGAUAUGUGUCAACCUUCAGGAUGCACAUCAAGUCGCCUCGUGCAGCAUCUGCCUCAGGCAAUGGACCUGGUACUACUGACACCAGCAAAUGUACUGAUCCAGGGUCGCUUAGCCUUUCCUCACAUAAACAUCUGGAUCCGCCUGUCUUCAUAGAGCCCCUGAAGGACUGCUGUGUGGAUGAAGGAGGGGACAUCACACUACGUGGGGUUCUCACAGGAAGUCAGCCAAUCAGAGUGUCAUGGUUGCACAAUGGUGAAGUGGCCCGUUUUGGGAAUUCUUCCUUCAGUGGCAGGGAGGUGAGUUUUGUGGUGAAGGACUGUUUACCAGAAGAUGCUGGCGCUUACACCUGCUUGGCAGAAAGCAGCGCAGGGAAGACAUCUUGCAGCGCUGCUGUGUUCGUCAGAGACUUCGAAACUAUCUGUGGUGUGCAGAAUCAUGUUUCAAAGAUGACCACUUCUGCAUCCAAGAGCAUAAUGGAAAAUGGACGUUCACCCCAGACUCACAAAGAUGAACCACAGAAAUUCAAAGGAGCCAUUUGUGCCUCUCCCACAGGCUCUGAUAAGCAGAGCCCAGUCUCAUCUCCUAGAGAAGUCAUCCCAAAGAAGAGAGCCAACUCAGCGACAGGCCCGGUGUUACAUUUUGAAAACCCACCACAGCACCACGAGGUGAAAGUGGGACAAACUGCCAGGCUGACGUGCUUUUUUGCCGGCAGCCCCCCCGUAGUGUCCUGCUGGAUCAGAAAUAAAGAACAGAUAGUGGAUGGUCCAGAGCUGUGGACAGAAAAUACUGAUCGGAGCAGUACGCUGGUUAUAACAGAGGCUAAACCACAGCACACAGGUCGCUACACUGUUGUUGUGAAGGACCGCAAAAGCUCAGCACAACACACACUUACCCUUUCUGUCAUAGAGAAGCCAGAGCCUCCUGCCUCCAGUCCUGUGAUUUCCCUCGUCUCUGCAUCCAGCCUUGUCCUGUCCUGGUCGGGCCCUUGCUAUGACGGCGGCAGUGCCAUCCUGGGUUAUGUGGUUGAAGUAAAAAACCAAGAACCUGGUGAGCCUGGGCACUGGAGCAAGCUUACUGCCCAGUGUAAGAGUACCUCAUACAGAGUGUCCUCUGGGCUACAGCCUCAACAGAAAUACUGUUUCAGAGUGAGGGCCUAUAACUCUGUGGGAGUAAGCGAGCCGGGACCAGUGUCACCAGUGGUGAGGAUGGAGCAGGAAGAUUCAAACAAAACGCAAGGAGAGGAACUCCCUCCAGUGUAUACCAGCGUCACUAUUGACUCCUGCCACAAAGUCAGCGAUCACUACAAUGUAUUGGAAAAACUGGGAAUGGGAAAAUUUGGCUCGGUCCACAAGCUAACCCACAAAGAGACAGGACGUGUGUGCGCUGGAAAGUUCUACAAAGGACGUCGUGCCAAAGAGAGGGAGGCUGCCCGUAAAGAGAUCGAGCUGAUGAACCACCUCCAUCACCACAAACUGGUUCAGUGCCUGGGAGCAUACGAUCACAGGUCUGAGAUGGUCAUGGUCAUGGAGUUUAUCGCAGGUGGGGAACUCUUUGAACGUAUUGUGGAUGACAACUUUGAGCACACAGAGCCUGCCAGUGUGCGCUACAUGCAGCAGAUCCUGGAGGGGAUUGCAUACAUGCAUCAACAGAACAUCGUCCAUCUGGACCUCAAACCUGAGAACAUUGUGUGUGUUGACACCACUGGCACCUCCAUAAAGAUCAUUGACUUUGGAUUAGCCAGUAGAAUUGAUGGCAGCACACCUCUGAAAGUGUUGCAUGGGACUCCAGAGUUUGUGGCACCUGAAGUGAUCAACUAUGAGCCUGUGUCUUUGCAAACUGAUAUGUGGAGCAUUGGGGUUAUCUGCUACAUCUUGCUGAGUGGUGAGUCUCCAUUCCAGGGAAACAGUGAUGCAGAGACCCUGGCCUUGGUUACAGCGGCUCAGUGGGAGUUUGAUGAGGACAGUUUUGAGGAGAUAACAGAGGAGGCCAAAAAUUUCAUCAGCUCCCUGCUCAACAAAGACAUCAGGCGGAGGAUGUCCUGUAAAGAAGCCCUCAACCACCCCUGGAUGGCAGCAUUUGACUCUGGAGACCUCACCACCACUAAGACUCUGUCCAAAGAGAAAAUGAAGAGGUUUCUAGCCAGGCAGAAAUGGAAGAAAGCUGGCAAGGCCAUGUUAGCCCUAAAGAGAAUGGCUCUACUGUCUAAAGGUGAAAGCUCUGCAUCUCUCACAAGCCCCAGGGAAGACUCAACCCUGAGCCCAGAGGCAGAACAUGCCUUGCAGUCUCUGGAGCGUAAGAUGCAGGGACCACCCCUAUUUACCAAGAGCUUGGAGGACCAGACUGUAGCUCAGGGAACCAGUGCCCAACUCUCAUGUCACCUCACAGGAUACCCUGACCCAGAGGUGGUGUGGCUGUGUGGUGAGGAACCUGUGGUGGAGUCACCCACAGUGCAGAUAGAGUAUGAAGACGAUGGCCGCUGUACCCUGGUUCUAUCCAAAGUUGGCCCAGAGGACACCAAUGUUUACACCUGUAGGGCCACCAAUGACCAUGGGGAGACAUUCUGCUCAGCCAAACUAACUGUUCAAGAAUAAUUUGAUUGUGUCUACAUAUGCAGAGAUACAAUGUAUAAAUAUAAAGUCUAUGAGUGCCAUGAAUAGCUGUAUUGUACAUUCUUGUUUUAACAUGAGGACUACAAUUUGGGACCAAACUGUGCAACCCGACGUGUGGCUGGAAGUAUAUAUAUAACGUGUAAUAUUGCACAGAAUUCUGAUGAAUAUUGUUACAGAGCUAUGGGAAUGUCAUCUUUAAACAUACCCACAUGCACCAUUUUACUACUCUACAUCAGUGAACACUUGCACACCAAAUAAAUAGAUGGAAAUAGUCCCCAGCAGACUAUCUUGAUAUACACUACUAUUCUGCCAUGCACAGCUUUCAGUGGCACAUUUAGGCUUGUCUUUAGUAUCAGUGUGCAGUUUCUGAUCUAGCUAAAAAACUGCAGUCCAUCUUAUUAUGGCCAAUACUUGACAUAACAGCGGUGCCCAUAUAUUGAUUUGAGUGUCAGACCUCAUUUAAAACCUCAUUUGCAUGUUACAAAAACUAUGUUUCUGUGUUCAGUUAGGGUUUUACACCAUGAACAUGUGUUAUGCUGUUUAGGAUAUCUUUUUUUUUUGAUUGUGUCAGUUCAUACAAUCCCAGAGUUCAGCUGACAUAUCAACCCUUCGAAACACAUUGGCUGGAUCAUUUGGGUAGACAAAGUUAUCAGACAUCAAUUUUGCUUUAAAUGUUGACAAUUUUUCACAGAAAGGGCCAUGUUUUUUGUUGGUGUUUGCUGUCAGGUUCUCCUUUAUUAUGGCCACUGGUUUGCCUUCAUGUGGAGGAAAUAGGGUGUAGUAAUUAAGUUGGAAAUUUGUGUGUGUUGCUAAAAUAUGUGCAGUGAUAGAGGGAGACGGGGAAAUCUUUCCAUGACAAAAGAAUGUUGUCAAAAUCUUGUAAGGCUUCCUGUCUGCAGGUUGAAUUUCAGACUGCAAACAAUGCAAUGGGGGCAUGAAACUACAGACCAUCCACCUGCAGAGGGAGGGAAAAAAGUCUUGCAGCUACGUACAUUUUUCUUUUUCUCAAGUUUUUAUAGUCAUUUUAAAUUUACGCUUACAAGAACCACCCCAAAUGGACCAAAAUCUGUUGAUAUAUGUAUGUUGAUUCUUAGAUUUUUCCCUCAGCCAGAAAACCAGCUCUGCCUGAAAGACACUCAUUUGAACAACACAACUUAAAGACAGACUUUGGAGAGCUACUUUCUAGGAAACAACAAAGAUGAGUAUGAAGCAAGAAUCCAAAAAUCAGUUGUUAUCCUUUGCAAAGUAUCUGUUGUGAUAUAUUUUCAAUACAAGGCGUGCACAAAGAGAGAUUAAGCGUGUUCAUACUCCAAGCACAGCUGAAUCCUUCCCUGACUAAAGAAGGAAGGAGUUGUGCACAGCUGAGCUGCAUUUAUCAUUUUUCAAAAAACUGUUCUUUAUAUGCACCAUUUAAGCAUCUUAACUUGUUCAAUUUCAAAGUGAUAAAAUAAAAACCCAAUGUUAUAUUA
Molecule: messenger RNA, 4384 nt
Organism: Amphiprion ocellaris (clown anemonefish)
Lineage: Eukaryota; Metazoa; Chordata; Actinopteri; Pomacentridae
Gene: mylk5
Product: myosin, light chain kinase 5
Exons: 17
Coding region: 282-2897 (871 amino acids)
Biological process (GO): protein phosphorylation
Molecular function (GO): protein kinase activity; protein binding; ATP binding
Source: RefSeq, a predicted model, not a curated record